AUGAAUAUUCCAAAGAUCUGGACCGUUGUCAUUAUUCAAACAAGCUUUGGAGGCCUUAUCUACUACUCUACCAAUUCUUUCGGUUGUUUGACGCGAAAGAAACACGGAAGACUUGUUCUAGCGACAGUGAAUGCUAACACCGGGAGGGAGUUCUUGUUGGACGAUGUGGAUGAUCGCAGCGACGUUGAACUCAACAACGCCCUUGAUGCUACUGUUCAAUACAUCAGCAUCGAAUAUCUACGCCAGGAAGAAGCCGAAAAGCCACAUGUCGUGUUCAAUUUCAACUGCAUCAAUUCUCUGGAGCUACUGACCACCAACAACCAGCAGUCGAAGGGCUGUCGCGUGUCCAUGGACUGGACUGGUGAGGACGACAACGGUGAACUGAAAAUCAAGCCUCGAUCAUACAAGGGCUGUCAAACAUUCAUCCGCUUGUGUGAUUUUGGUGUUGUCAGCUGCUUUGGCGACGGCAUCACCUCGCGGGGAGUCUACCUGUCUUUUGAUGAAGAGAUUCCCCGACUUGGUAUUCCCGGCGAUCCAACUCCUUACUUUGGAUUCUUUGAUGUCAUUCACAAGGACUUCGUGCCUGUAGAUGCAGCAGCUUCCGAGGUUGGGACGGACCUCCGUGUCAGAAUCGUGGACCUGCCGAUGCACAGGGGAACGUUCCGCGACCCAGUAUUCCGCCGGAAGGAAGAGAUGUACGCUUUUGAGAUCGACGGGAUGGCGGCUCUCAGCUAUGUGAGAAAUAGCCAACAUGGCCAGCAACCAGAUGUCGGACCUCGUCGGCCAUGA
This is a messenger RNA of Diaporthe citri, 789 nucleotides long. RefSeq lists its product as uncharacterized. Bases 1 to 789 code for a protein of 262 amino acids. The transcript is spliced from 2 exons. NCBI's taxonomy places the organism in Eukaryota, Fungi, Ascomycota, Sordariomycetes, Diaporthales, Diaporthaceae. The record is from RefSeq and is a predicted model, not a curated record.